Messenger RNA from Pieris brassicae (large cabbage white), 3257 nucleotides. RefSeq names its product phosphatidylinositol transfer protein alpha isoform (gene vib). Gene Ontology annotation, biological process: phospholipid transport. NCBI's taxonomy places the organism in Eukaryota, Metazoa, Arthropoda, Insecta, Lepidoptera, Pieridae. The transcript has 8 exons. Gene Ontology annotation, cellular component: cytoplasm. The record is from RefSeq and is a predicted model, not a curated record. Gene Ontology annotation, molecular function: phosphatidylinositol transfer activity; phosphatidylcholine binding; phosphatidylinositol binding. Bases 179 to 997 code for a protein of 272 amino acids.
AAGCAUGCGCAUUGUCAUUUUCAGUCAUUGAGUGGUCAAAGAUUCAUUGUUUUACAAUUUACAAUUACAUUUAUCAAGAUAAAAUAGGGCGAACGCUCAAGUGUUGAACUGUGAUAAGUUAAUUCUAGGUGUUAGUGAAUUAUCUAAUGUGCAUAUAAGUGAAAAGUAUAAUAUCAAUAUGCUUAUCAAAGAAUAUCGUGUUACACUACCAUUAACAGUUGAAGAGUAUCAAGUGGCUCAGCUUUUCUGCGUAGCUGAGGUAUCAAAAAACGAAACCGGUGGAGGCGAAGGCAUAGAAGUAAUUAAGAAUGAACCAUUCAAAGACUACCCCUUACUUGGGGGUAAAUACUCAUCGGGGCAGUACACUUACAAGAUCUACCAUCUGGCGUCCAAAGUGCCGGCCUUCAUCAGAUUGCUGGCUCCAAAAGGUUCCCUCGAAGUUCAUGAAGAGGCCUGGAAUGCCUACCCAUACUGUCGGACAGUUUUAACGAAUCCCGGCUAUAUGAAAGAGAACUUCGUUAUCUGCAUAGAGUCUUUGCAUUUACCAGACGCUGGAGACCAAUAUAAUGUGCACGAGCUGCCGCCAGAAAAGCUUAAGACGCGCGAAGUCGUCAACAUAGACAUUGCCAACGACCAAAUGUCAGCCGCGGACUACAAGGCUGAGACCGACCCCACGAAGUUUAAGUCUACAAAGACUGGACGGGGUCCAUUGGUCGGGGCCAACUGGAAGAAUGAGGUCAAGCCAGUCAUGACUUGCUAUAAACUGGUCACCGCCGAGUUUAAGUGGUUCGGUCUCCAGAGCAAAGUUGAGAAUGUGAUCCAGAAAUCUGAGCGGCGGUUAUUCACCAUCUUCCACAGACAAGUCUUCUGUUCUAUGGACGACUGGUACGGUAUGACAAUGGCUGACAUCCGCGCCAUUGAGGACCGCACUAAGGAAGAGCUAGAGAGGCUUCGUCGUGAAGGUGAAGUGCGCGGUAUGCGCGCCGACAACGAAUAAAUGGAGACAGCCCUAGCGCACGAGUAUGUUGCUACGUGACAACCCUACGCGAGACGACUUGUGACAGCCCUCACGCUGUGACCACGUGACAGCCCCGACACCUUAAACCAGGCGGUUACUAACCAGUCGCACAAUUCGCAACCAGUUCCUACAUAUAUAAUACCAAUACCAAAACCGAUUAUAGCUAAAAUCAAAUUACUGAUGACAGCAAUGAAUUGCGAUUUGUGAUUACCACUUAGGACAUAAAACCGAGCCUUUCGCGUUUCACUCGCUUUAAUAGCGAAAGUCGCGUGUCAACUACCGUGCGCUUCCAUACUGUGACAACCUUGAGCGCAAGCACUGAAUAAUUUUACCAAAUUUGUCUGAACUCUUCCAGUUAAUAAUAAAAUAUUUAUUGCAAUAAAUAUAUUUAUUUAUACCCUGCACCUUUAUUGUGUAAAAGGGAACGCCGUCCGCGAAAAGGCAAGAUAACUUAAUAGGGGUGGUGGCUAUUACAUGAUGGUACUAUUAGUUAAUGUAGUACAAUUGAAAAUUUUCCUUUAUCUUGACAAAAUAGAGGAGCUUCUUAAUUUUGUAAUUUUUAGUUACCAUUACUUUGGAAAGUAAACAAUUAUGUUAAGACCUACAUAUAUAUUGUAUUUCAGCGGUUACGAUUCUACUAAGUCUAAACCUGUAACACUAAUUGUUAUCCAUUUAUAUCACUGAUAGUACCGAGACUUAUAGACUGCGCCUUGUAUGAAUUUAGAAACACAAUAAAGUUGCAAGCAAAUAUGUUGUUUAAAAAUAUAAGGUUUGCGCUCAAAGUGUCUGCGCACAGAAUGCUCGAGUCUCAAUAGAGAUAUACAUUCAGGACUGCAGGCAGUCCAUUGCUUAACAUUUUCAAGCAGGAGCAUUUGACUCCUAACCUUGAGUUAAAAUUCAUUCAGAUUUUAGUAAAAACAUACACUAGAUACAUAUUUAGCUUAUACGAAAAGAAAGUAGAAAAAGUCAGAACCUUAUUGGGUGUACCCAUGUACAUUCUCCUUGGCAAUAGUUUGCACAUAGUUUUUAAAUAUAUAAUAGUACUUAUUGCUCAUUCUACGCAUUUUUGAGAAUAUAACUAAUAGAUAAUCAAUAUCUCUACUGAGACGAGGGCAUAAACCCUUAGCAAAAUAAUUUCAUUAUAAUGUGGUAUAGAAUAAAUAUUUAAAUAAAUGGAUGUAGUCAGUGGUUCAAGGUAGUGUAUUUGUUACCGAAAAUUAAAAAAUGUUAGAGUUCUUGGACAAUUUAUUAGCAACGAGAUUUUGUGAGAUACAGCAUUUAGGUAAUGAAAUAUAUAUCUAAUGUUCUAUGAAAUUUCCUGUGUGAAACAGGCUAUGCUGUGUGUGUGUAUAUAUAUAUAUAUAUAUUCGGUAAAAUCUGCUUAUGAAAGUAGUAGUAUUUCAUUACUUUCAUUCAUAUCAUCAAAUUCAUAGAUCUUUUGAUUACGUUGUUGUAAAAUAUAAUGGUUGACGGUUACUCUGAGACGAUUAACUGGCAUCGGUCGCAUUCACCAAUGCAUGGCCGAAAUGUAUUAUAAUUUGGUUGUUCCGGGUCACGUUUAGAUGUGAACGUCGCGUUCUAUAUCAGUAUUUUGAUGUGUGACAUUCCAGGGGAUUGAGACAAAAUCACAUUGCGACAGGCGUUACCUACUAACUACAAAUGAGUUGUGUACGGGAAUGGUCUCGUGACGUAGCAUGUGCUAAUGUUAUUCCCAUACAUAUUAGUUUGGGGUUAUUGGGUCACGCCUGCCACACAAUGAGUUUGCCUCAAGCCACAGAUCCCGACUAUGUGAAUAGUUUUGUUCCCGAUGGCUCUCUGUAAUUGAUGAAAUAACUACAUAAUAGGUUGAGAUGUACAAUGUGUAAAGUUAACAGGUUAAUAUUAAUGUAACAUUUUUCGUUCGGGUUUUCCGAGCCCUUUGGGCUGUGAUAGCAAUGGUUCUAUUCAAUAUAAGUUUAACCACAAGAUCACGGGGGCUCUUUUCUUGACUAUUGCACUUUAUUUUUAUUAUUUUUCUAUCAUCUAAGUUGUAAUAAGUUUAACAUUAAAUACAGCGUGAUACAUAUAUUUAAAAGUAGUCUUUUAUUGGUAGAAACUAGAUUCGAUAUUAUCCCUAUUCUAUGUACUUAUUUUACUAGUAUUCAUAUGAAAGUACAAUGAAUUGCAUAUUUUACAGGUUUUAUAGACAUAAUAAUUGUGUUUUUCGAUUCAAAUAAAAUAUUUUAUCGCUUCUAGGACG